Messenger RNA from Medioppia subpectinata, 795 nucleotides. The record is from the annotation of a GenBank genome assembly. NCBI's taxonomy places the organism in Eukaryota, Metazoa, Arthropoda, Arachnida, Sarcoptiformes, Oppiidae.
UCAAUGAAUAGGGACACUAUAGCAUCGGAAGUGUACGGCGCUUUCUAUCUUAUACAACAAAAUUUAUAUAACACUAUUGUAGACAUGGGUUCGGGUGACGGAGGGAUCACUAAACUGUUGGCCACUCGUGUCCCACACAAGGGAGUUAUCGCUAUAGACUCUAACCCACGGAUGACAGCCCACGGCCAGCACUUUAAUAGUGUAUCAACUGUUGAGUACAUCACACAAGACAUGUCCGUCUCGUGGCCGGAGCUGAGCGACAAUAUCCGGCGCCUGGAGUCCAAAGUGGACCUCAUAUUUAGUAACUUUUCAUUUCACUAUUUCCACGAUAAGUACCAACUUUUGUCAAUAUGUCGGCAACUGUUGGUCACCGGCGGCACAAUUCGCGCCAAUAUCCCAUUGUUUGAUGAUCUCAGCGAUAAACUGCCGGCCAAUCAGCGCCUGGAGUGGUGUCCGUCCGUUGACCAACAGUUAGACGUCUGGCGCCGGGAGUUAAGUGACACUGGAUUUACAAUCAACGAGUUUGAGACGAGAAAAGUGACUUUUGCUGUAAAUCGGCGCCAAAUAAUAGCAUAUUUACCUGUGCUAAUGUCAGUAUAUAAGUCAUACUUCACUGCCAGUGGUUUGCCGUACAAUCAAUGUCCGGAUUUGGCGGACAUUGUGUUUAAUGUCUACAAUAAUCUCGGAGCCGAUCGGCCCAACCCUAAUGCGUGGACAUUGUUUUUGGCCAAAGAAGACAUCAGUGAAGUGGUCACUCAUAUGAGAUUAUUAAGACUUGUUUGUCAUAAAAAUUAA